AUGGUGGAAGGAAAGAUAGACGAGUUUAUGGCCAUCACGGGCGCUGACGACGCUGCCAUUGCCACCCAAUUCAUCGAGAUGGCAGACGGUAACUUGGAUACUGCCAUAUCAUUGUUUUUCGAGAACGGUGGAGCUGCCUUGCUGAGCAGUAACAAUACCCCUGCCCCAUCCAAUUCGGCUUCAGCGGUUCCUAUUUCUGCAGACGCAGAUUCAGAUGCACAAUUGGCUGAGAGGCUGCAACGGGAAGCUUACCAACAGCAACAGCCAGAUCACGAUUACGUGAGGCCCCCUGAUGAAGCGAGACACGAAGUACUAACCGAGACAGCAGGGUUCCAGACUUCUUAUCCCGGUAUCGGCGGAGGGUUCGAGCCAUUGCAUAGAGUCAACGAUAUGUUUGAUGAAAGAAGACCCGAGAGCAUCUUCAAUCAGCGAUUGGACGAUACAACUACCGAUACUUACAUUAACGAUGACUCUUCAGACUCCCUGGAGAUAUCUGAAGAUGAUGACGACGAUGAAUACGAGUACGUGGAAGAACCAGUUAUUGAGCUCGACGAAGACGGCAACAUCAAGGAGUACACCAAGUUGGUCAGAAAGCCCAAGUUUAUCUCCAAGGAGCAAAAGCUAGCUUUGUUAUUCAAGCCCCCAUUCUCAAUCAUGUCCAAGCUAGACUUAGACGCAGCAAAGCAAAAGGCAAGAAGUAAGCAAAAAUGGAUAAUGAUUAACAUCCAGGAUUCAGGGAUCUUUCAAUGCCAGGCCCUCAACAGAGACCUGUGGUCGUCCAGACAGAUUAAAACUUUGGUCAAAAAAAAUUUCAUUUUCUUGCAGUAUCAAUUUGAAUCUCGUAAUGCUCAGCCUUACCUACAGUUCUACCACCUAAAUAACAAGGAUGAUUUACCACACAUCGCCAUACUGGAUCCAAUUACUGGUGAACGUGUUAAGCAAUGGAAUAGGACCGUCCCUGCUGCAGAACAAUUCAUUUCGGAAAUAAAUGAGUUCUUGACUUCAUUUUCACUGGACCCGAGGGUUUCCAAUCCAACGGUCAAUGAGCCUUUACCUAAAUUAGAUCCAACAACUUUAACCGAGGAACAGCAAAUGGAACUAGCCAUUCAAGAGUCGUUAAAUAAUAAUACCACUCAAUCAGACAAAGAACAAGUACCGAAGACGGAUCAAGAGCUGAAAGAAACACACGAGAUCGAUCCAUUCGAUACCGUAGAGGCCAAAUCGCAUCCCGAACCGCCCAAUAAACCAGGAAUCACCACAAGAGUCCAGAUACGUACCGGGGACGGGUCUAGGCUAGUCCGCAGAUUUAACGCUCUGGAAGACACCGUGCGUACUAUUUAUGAAGUCAUCAAGACAGAAAUGGAUGGUUUUGCAGAUGCAAAAUUCGCCCUGAACAAUCAUCAAAGAGAGGAUUUGAUUGACAAAUUGGACAUGACCAUAGCCGACGCUGGUUUGAAAAACAGUUCCCUGCUACUAGAGAAAAUAGAGUCCGAGUAA
Molecule: messenger RNA, 1497 nt
Organism: Saccharomyces eubayanus
Lineage: Eukaryota; Fungi; Ascomycota; Saccharomycetes; Saccharomycetales; Saccharomycetaceae
Gene: UBX5
Product: DNA protein crosslink repair co-factor UBX5
Exons: 1
Coding region: 1-1497 (498 amino acids)
Biological process (GO): proteasome-mediated ubiquitin-dependent protein catabolic process
Cellular component (GO): nucleus
Molecular function (GO): ubiquitin binding
Source: RefSeq, a predicted model, not a curated record